Molecule: messenger RNA, 888 nt
Organism: Empidonax traillii (willow flycatcher)
Lineage: Eukaryota; Metazoa; Chordata; Aves; Passeriformes; Tyrannidae
Product: basic proline-rich protein-like
Exons: 2
Coding region: 1-888 (295 amino acids)
Source: RefSeq, a predicted model, not a curated record
AUGUAUGAGGCAUAUUUAAACGGACCUCAUCCAGUCUAUUUAAAGACCAAGGGAACAAUAAACCCUGACGAGCAGAACGGGCCGGGGGAAGGAAGAGAGCGAUUACAAUGGCUGCACAACAAAGCCUGGAAAAGGGGAGUUAAAGACACUUUUCCCGAGUGGCACAAGCCGAGCGGCGCGGUCCGCACACACCGCCGGGGCACCCCCGCUCCGCUCCCGGCCAUUCCCAGCCUGGAGCCCCGUCCUGCCGGACCCCAGUCCCUGCCCCGACAGCCUCCCCCUUUCCAGCCACCUCACCCCCCGGGGCACGGGCACUCCCGCUCUCCCCCCGCGCCAGCGCAGCCCCCGGCAGGGCACCCCGACCGCAAGGGGGGCACCCCCUUCCUCCCUCCCAGCAAGCGGGGUCUGCCCCACCGCAACACCCCUCGCACCGCAGUUACCCCCCGCAGAGCGCAGCCGGGACACCCCGCUCCGUCCCGCACGCAGGGAGCCCUCGCCGCCCGCAGCGCUGCCCCUCCACGGCCGGGGCAGCCCCCGCGGCGACCCGCACCCACCGCGCACCGCUCGCCGAGCGCGGCCCCGCUCUCCCCGCGGAGGCCCCGCAGGACGCAGCCACCCCGGGACCCCGCGCGGGGCAGAGCCCGGGGAGGUGUUCCCGCCGAGCGCCCUCACCUGCGGGAGCGGCCCCGGCCCGGCCCGGCCCCGGCGCGGGCCCCGCUCCGGAGCGUCCCCGAAGUGGCGCGCGCGGCCCCGCUCCCCGCGCCCGCCCCGCCCGGCCUCGCGUCACCGGCGCGGCGGGGCCCGCGCACCGCGCGUGCGCGCGCGGCGGGGGCGGGGCCGCGGGGGCGAGGAGGCGGGGCUGUUGAAGAGGGGGCGGAGCCUCCGUGA